Messenger RNA from Blastocystis hominis, 261 nucleotides. RefSeq lists its product as hypothetical. The record is from RefSeq and is a predicted model, not a curated record. The coding region runs from base 1 to 261 and encodes 86 amino acids. The transcript has a single exon. Lineage: Eukaryota; Bigyra; Opalinata; Blastocystidae.
AUGGUAAUCGACAGAGUGACUAUGAAGGGAGAAUCGCCUGGCACCUGCCUUGUCCUUGAUCGAGUGAACAACAUGCAAGAACGACGACAGUCUCCGUUGGUUGUAUUGAACGAGGAAUUUACGGAGAAUGCACACAUGAACAUCGUGGUUCCCAAAAGUCGCAAAUGGUCAUUCUCGUUGACCGAUAAGACCGGUGCAACGAUUGCCCUGCCAAUGCCGAUUACAGUGUGCAUUCACUUCCAUGUUCUACACAAUAAAUGA